Messenger RNA from Exophiala xenobiotica, 2062 nucleotides. RefSeq lists its product as uncharacterized. NCBI's taxonomy places the organism in Eukaryota, Fungi, Ascomycota, Eurotiomycetes, Chaetothyriales, Herpotrichiellaceae. The record is from RefSeq and is a predicted model, not a curated record. Bases 234 to 1484 code for a protein of 416 amino acids. The transcript is spliced from 2 exons. Gene Ontology annotation, molecular function: cysteine synthase activity. Gene Ontology annotation, cellular component: cytoplasm.
CCACCGGCAGGUUGCAUCUUGACAUGAUAUCUGCGUUCGAACCGGCUUUGCAACCACGGGCCUGUUAAUAGAGUCAGGCGAAGGUACACGCGUGUGAAACCGAAAUUAACGAAAAUACAUCACCAGAACUGUCUGAGCCUGACUGGCAUCUCCUCUAACCACCAAUUAACUUGACGCCGCCUUCCGAAGCUCUUAACAUAUUCACAACUGGUUCGAGACCGAGCGUACCGAGCAUGCAAUGGACAGGCAGGGAUCUCUUCCUCGGCUUCACUUCUGGCAUCGCCGUUACAAUCAUCCUUGACCAUAUCCGUCGGUACAUUAGGUCGCCCGGCUUCACCUGGCCACGCUCAGCAGCCCUCUCUGGCACCCAUGGCGCUGUCCUGCAACCUCAAGCCGCUCCAUCCCUCCGCCCCGUGGGCAUAGGCAUAGAAUCCACAAUCGGCAACACACCCCUAAUUGUCAUCCCCUCUUUGUCCGCUGCAACAGGCUGCACGAUCCUCGCCAAAUGCGAGUUCCUCAACGGCGCUGGCAACUCUCCCAAAGACCGCGUCGCAUUGUCCAUCAUCACGCGCGCCGAGUCCGCAGGUCUUCUGACACCCCAUACUGGUGAUACCGUAUACGAAGGGACGGUGGGAUCCACGGGUAUCUCGCUUGCCACGCUGUGCCGAGCAAGAGGCUAUCUCGCGCACAUCUGCAUGCCGUCCGAUCAAAGCCACGAGAAGUCGAACCUGCUGCUCAAACUAGGCGCCGUCGUCGAACGCGUCACACCCGCGCCCAUAGUCGAUCAAGAGCACUUCGUCAACCGAGCCCGCAUUCUCGCUCAGCAACACACCGCCGACCCGGCGAAGAAAGGCAGGGGCUACUUUGCGAACCAGUUCGAGACGGAAGCCAACUGGCGCGCCCACUACGAGGGCACAGGGCCCGAAAUCUAUGCACAAGCGGGUGGGAAUGUCGAUGCGUUUGUCGCGGGCGCGGGCACAGGCGGGACGGUCUCGGGCGUGGCAAUGGCGCUGAAGGAGCGCUUGCCCGAUGUCAAGGUAGUCCUGGCGGAUCCGCAGGGUAGUGGGCUGUACAAUAAGAUCCAGCAUGGUGUCAUGUUUCACACCCUUGAGCGCGAGGGAACACGUCGGCGGGAUCAAGUCGACACGAUUGUCGAGGGGAUCGGUCUGACAAGGUCUACGAUCAACUUUGAGCGGGGCAGAGAGUUGAUUGACGAGGCUGUCAAGGUUACGGACGCGCAAGCGAAGAAUAUGGCGAGAUGGCUGGUUGAACAGGAUGGGAUAUUCAUCGGGAGCAGCAGUGCAGUCAACUGCGUCGCUGCGUUACAAACAGCGUUGAAAAUUGGUCCUGGCCAUCGCGUCGUGACUAUCUUGUGCGAUUCUGGCGCACGACAUCUUUCCAAGUUCUGGGCUCAGAUAGGUGACAUUGGAGGUGAAGCGCGAACGACCAUUGAGGAUAUUCUGGAAGGCAGGACUCUGGCUUGAAUUCGUUCAACGCACUGCGAACAAUUCGUCGUCGGAAUCCUCGGUCUUGACGUACUCCGGGCCAAGAGUGGUUCCGCCAACAUACUGACCGGCCGCUUGCUGGAUACCUGCCAAUAACCCAGUCUCGCGCGGUACACUGCGGUCACCAAUUGGUUUCAACCACAUUUCUGCCAGUUUGUUGCCGAUGUCAGUAUCACUGCAGUUUCGCAACCAGCGCCUGAAAGUGCCAAGCUCUUGCAGCGGCUUGUUGCACAGGUCUUCAAGUGUCUUCAUUUCCUCGUCGGACCACUGGCGACGCGCGUGGGGAUCGUUAUGUCCAGGUGGAGUUCGGAACCUGUCAUAAAGCUCGUUGAGGAUCGGUGCGGUCUUCCGUGUACGGAGGACUUUGCAGCUGGCGAUCUCGGCAAAUGAUAAACCGGCGCCUUCAUGCAGUUCCACCAUCGUCUUGAAGUCACAGAGCACCAGUCGCGGUGUCUUGGGUUUAGUGUGACUCAGAGACCGGUAUUCCCUAAUAUACGCCAUGUCGUGCACUUCGUCAGGGUCGGCUCCGGUCUUGUCAGCCUUGACUACCAGAUGAG